GCGGGGCUGGCGGCGGCGAGGUGGCCAUGGCUUCCAUGGCGGCGGCGAUUGCUGCCUCCCGCACGGCCGUGAUGAACGGGAACCGGCCGCUGGACGAGCGGGAGCGCAAGCGGUUCAGCUACUUCUCAUCGCUGAGCCCUAUGGCGCGCAAGAUCAUGGCGGAGAAGGAGCGGAUCCGCGAGCGCUACGGGCCCGAGUGGGAGCGGCUGCCGCCCCGGCAGCAGGACGAGAUCAUCGACAAGUGCCUGGUGGAUCCCCACAUUCAGGCCCGCUACGCCGCGCACCGCGGUGCCUCCCGAACCGCCGCGCCGCCCUCCUGCUACCCCAGCCUCCGCAUCAACACGGGCCAGAAGGUGGUGCGCUUCGGCGACGAGGACAUCACUUGGCAAGAUGAACACUCGGCUCCCUUCUCCUGGGAAACGAAGAGUCAGAUGGAGUUCAGUGUGGCAUCUCUGUCCCUACAAGAACAAGGUGGUGCCCCGUUGCAAAAUGAACAGAGGCAGCCCAUUAAAGCGGCACUGGGUGUCCAAGUCCCGAAAUCCUCUCAGGCCAGUAAGACCCCUGGCUCUGAUGCGUUGAUAGCAUCCAGAAAGGAAGAGGAGUCCUCUUUCUGGAAGAUAAAUGCAGAGCGCUCAAAAUUUGAAGGAGACAAAUCUGAGUUCCAGUCCUUGACCCCCAGCCAGAUCAAGUCCAUGGAGAAAGGAGAGAAACCCCUUCCCUCAUUUUACAGACAAGAGUCUACUCCAAAGGAGGUUGUGAAAGCUGAGAAGCCCAGCACAACUAAACCAGAGAAGUCUGUUGCCCCCAGCUUACCUUCUGUAUCUCUCGAAUGGGAGAAACCUCAACCCACUCAACUCCCUCCUAGCUCUCUAGAUGACUUCUUUCUUCCUGACCCACCUCAGGACCUGGCAUCUUCUAGGACAAACAAGGAAGAUUCUGAUGGUACUAUACUUACAGAUCCACAAAUGCCUGGACAGACUAGUACAAGCAAUGUUAUCUUGAAGACUGGCUUUGAUUUUCUAGACAACUGGUAAAAGAUACUGUAGAUCAAACCAAUUUGGGGGAAGAAGUGGAGUAUCUUUCUCCUUGUAUGUUAAUUUACUAGCAUUUGUGUCUUUUUCUAGAAGUAACUUUCAAACUCUUAAAUGUUGCCUUUGUAUAAACUUUUGUAAUACCAUAUAUGUUUUUGGUUUUUAAACAGUGAUAGAAGUGUGGUUUCACUUGGGGUUUUUAAAUACCUGUUACAAUUUUUAGUAGCUACUGUAUUGAGAGAGUGGGUGAAGUUACCAUGCACAUGUUAAAGAAAAACCAAUGAGUCUCCAUGCUCUAGAAAUGGAAACUACAGGCCUGGAUUGCUGUUUGCAGUCAAAACCUCGCUAGCGCGGCUUGUGGGGAAAAAACAUUGCACAUCCAAUGGUUCCAAAUAAGCAAAUAAUUCCAUGGGCCGGAUAAUUAGAGAAAACAAACAGAACAAAACCAGUAUGAAAAAUAAACAUACACAAGAAUUGCAUUGAUUUCUGUAUUUCAUUUAGCUUGAAAGUAACUUUUGUACCACUUAUUUGAAUUUUUCUUUUCUUUUUUUUUUAAGAGGGCAAAGGCAUUACCAAAAUGAUGGAUCCAAAGAAGCACUAUGUUUGCACCCUUCAAAUCUGCUAAAAUAACAUAAGAGUAUUAGAAAAAUAACCUGGGGAAACGACAGGUGUUUCUGAGCUUUGGAUUAGAGACUUGGGGGUGGGUGGAAGGAAAUGGGACAACACCUAAUGAACGGGAGAAACUCUCUUCAGGGAACACAAGCCAAAUGAUUUCACUGCCUCCUUACUAGAGUAGUGCUGGCAGCACAGCACUGGGAAUUGCUGGAGUGUAGAUUACCUAUGUGUCAGGAAACCACUAUGUUUAUGGGAGGUCAUAGCAGUAUAAGGCUUCUUUGUUUUUUAAGCAGCUUAUCGUCUCAAGGACUCAUCAACUUUGGUGCUUUUUCCUCUGUGUGGUUACAUUCCCUUAAGAGCUCAACAUCUGGGUUGCAUUUGUUCCCGAGGUGUGGAGAGGCACCUCAAGGUGGCCCUCAGCAGACUUGCCUCCAGUUCUGCAUUUGAAUGACCUUUGUUUGGUGUUUAAAAUGUAGAGAACAAGACUAGCUUGUCGUUUGAAUCUAUUGUCUGUGAAAUGCAGCAUGAUUUACACACUGAUUCUCACUGUGUUUACCUCACCUUGAAGCCUUAACUCCCCCUACGCACAGCCAGUGACUGGUCUGCUCCGAUGCCAAAGGUUUGACCUUUCCCUUUACCUCAGCAAUAGUCCCAUAGCAUUUGUUUGGGGUAGAAGGCAAAACACAGGGCUCUAAUGGAUCCCAGCCAAGGCUAUAGGAAGGUCACCAUCUCCUAGACCUUAAUUGUGCUAGGCUUCUCAUGGAUUAGCACUUGACAUUUGGUUCAGUGCCAGGGGCAGUUAAAUGUGCAGAGCUGGAUGCUGCAGGAUUUUCUUCUGCCAAUUACAGGAAAAGUUUGAGAUGUUCUAGAAGAAUCCUUCCUCUAAUUGGUGUGCUGCUUGCCCUGAACAAGCAGAGGAUGCUGGUAGUGCAUUAAAGCGUAAUUGCUGAUCAAGGAAAUGCUGUAAGCCAUCCCCUUCUCCCUGCCCUCCACCCACUGCACAUACUGAAAAAAUCCCCAAAACCAAACCACCAAGGCCAAAUUCUCAAUUUCUUCCUAAUAUUUUCUUGUAAAGGUUUCUUAGCUGAAAGGGAGGAUUGCCACAGAGUAUAAAGUCACUGCAUACUAAACUUCUGCAAGCUUCUUUACAUGCUUCCUGAGAUGCACAAACACCCAUAAUUCGUGAAUAUUGUCUCUGCGUUCAGCAGUUGAGACAAUACUUGCUGUUUCUACCAGCCUGGACUUUGCUGGUUUUUUUUCUUAGCUGACCUUUUUUUUAGCAUUUGCUAGAAGCAUCCUGCAUUAAUACAGCCUAGAACAACUUCAGCAGAAAUUCUUUAGGUGUAUUAGUAUUGACUCUCACCUUCUUUGUAAAGCUGACAAAUGUUAACCCAGGGGUUUACAGUGACCAGUGAAUCUAAUUUGCUGUACGCUCAACUGCUGAAAAGUUACAAAUCCAAUGUGAAGAAGCACAUUUUAAUCUGACUUUAAUAUAGGGUGAGCUGAAAGCAUAGUCUCCUACUACUGAGGAGAGCUAUUUUAAGCCUCUGCUAAAUACCUUAAAGCUUCUAAGGGAAGAACAUGGGCUGCCUGUCUCUUCCAUCGAUUAACUCAACCCUAGUACACAUUGGGACCAGCUGGUAGAACAUGCUGCAGAACUUUUUACUUAUCCUGGUAGGUUUUUCCUGUGCUUUGACAAGAGUUGAUUCUCCUUCUUUCUUUAAUAUGUUUUUAUUAAACAUUCUUAUAAAAAAAAAAUUGUACUUGGUCACAUUUUAUAUUAACAAUGUUUUAAUAAAGUCACUUUAAAUAGAA
Dryobates pubescens (Downy woodpecker) is the source of this 3461-nucleotide messenger RNA. It is a transcript of the gene C6H1orf198, whose product is annotated as chromosome 6 C1orf198 homolog. NCBI's taxonomy places the organism in Eukaryota, Metazoa, Chordata, Aves, Piciformes, Picidae. The coding region runs from base 27 to 1034 and encodes 335 amino acids. The record is from RefSeq and is a predicted model, not a curated record. The transcript is spliced from 4 exons.